AUGACGCGUAAGAUACCGUACACAACCGCGUUUGAACAUUUGUCUGGAUCCAAGUCGAUAGCUCAUUUCAGACCUCCGUGGACUCCUGCUAUUUCCCGCUCUUCCAGCACAGCAUAUGCCGUGGAACUCCGUUACGAUUCGUUUCCCAAGGCAACCGGCAAUCUCCAUCAACAGCUGUUAGGAAGCGAUAGUAGGAUCCGUCCUGCGGAUGGCCCCUCCCCCUCCGUCUCGAUGAUGCUCGUCUGCACUGCAGCAGUAGGAUGGGGGGGAUACCAGUACAAGCAAGCCCUCUCGCUCGAGCUCCGGCUCUCAGAACUGCAGCGCAAACACACGCGCCUUGCUGCCAAAGUGACUGAUGACGUCCCCGCUGGCGUCAGCAGGAUCGACCUAAGCAGCAGCAGCAGCAAAUGCGAAGAAGGAGAAGAUGGGGCAGUGGAAGGUACCUGCUCCCCCUUCCCCACAGAACCCUCUGAAGACGACAGGUUCGGGUGGAGAGAGGAGAGACAGGGAGAGCAGGAGAGCAAGAGAGGAGAGGAGAGCAAGCGAAAGCAGAAAGCCAAGGAGACGGAAGAGAAAGAAGACGAGGAGGAGGAGGAGGAGGUGAAGGAGGAUCAGGAGCUAUUCUGGCGCAGGGUGGCGCUCCUAGCAUCUAUCCUCUGCCUCGUCCUCCCUAUCUUCAUCAUCCGUAACAUCGACGAAGUCGCCCUGCUCUUUGGAAGAAGGCCCAAGGCGCCAGACGGGACCAUAACCGUUGCUGCCUCGUCCGCCUCUGCUGCUGCUGCUGCCUCCGCUGCUGCUGCUGCUGCGGCUGCUGGUGGGUCGCCGUCGGCGUCCUCUGUGGUGGACGAGGAGGUGUCGAUGAGCAAGCGGCUGGCGUAUAAGGUCGAUGUGCUCUUCUCCAUGCACUCCUGGGUCAAGGGCGCUGCCCUCCUCGCCGCCACGCUCCUCCUCAUCGCUCUGGGAGGCCUUGCCCUGUACGCCGUCGGAUCGAAAGACCGGAUGGAUCUAGGCGACGCCACGUGGCGGGCGUGGUCCUACGUGGCAGACGCAGGGAACCACGCGGACAGCCAUGGGGUAGGGCCGCGGAUCGUGGGCGUGAGCAUCAGCAUUGGCGGGAUGCUGAUAUUCGCGCUGAUGGUGGGGUUGGUGUCGGAGGGCAUAUCGGAGAAGGUGGACUCGCUGAAGAAAGGCAAGAGCGACGUGAUUGAGAAGAACCACACGCUCAUCCUCGGCUGGAGCGACAAGCUGGCGUCGCUGCUGAAGCAGCUGGCAGUGGCGAAUGAGAGCAUGGGAGGCGGCGUGGUGGUGGUGAUGAGCGAGAGGGAGAAGGAGGAGAUGGAGAGCGAGAUUCAGAAGAUGGAGUUCAACUUCCACGGCACCACUGUCAUCUGCCGCUCCGGCUCGCCCCUGGUACUGGCUGAUCUCAAGAAGGUGUCUGUCUCAACAGCCCGGGCGCUCAUAGUGCUUGCGGAAGCGGAGAACGCGGACGCUGCCGACGCCAGGGCGCUGAGGGUGGUGCUGAGCCUGACGGGCGUGCGGGAGGGGCUUCGAGGGCACAUUGUGGUGGAGCUGAGCGAUAUUGACAACCAGCAGCUGGUGAAGAUGGUGGGGGGGAGCAUGGUGGAGACGGUGGUGGCGCACGACGUGAUCGGGCGGCUCAUGAUUCAGUGCGCCCGCCAGCCCGGCCUCGCCCAGAUCUGGGAGACCCUCCUCGGCUUCGAGAACUGCGAGUUCUACACCAAGCACUGGCCGGAGCUGGUCGGGAAGACCUUUCGGGAGGUGCUUCUGUCUUUCCCUGAUGCGGUGCCGUGCGGUUUGAGGGUUUCUGCACGGACGUAUUAUGAGAAGAGUACUGAGGCGGUGGGGUUUGAGCUGGCUGGGGGGAGCAGUAUUGGUGGGAGUGAGGAUGAGGAGGAGGAGGGGGAGGGGGAGGGGGAGGUGAAGAGGGUGCAUAGGGAGCAGCAUACGCGCCUGUGGCUGAAUCCAGAUGACGAAUAUGUGCUUCAGCCUGAGGACUCUGUCCUGGUGAUAGCUGAGGAUGACGAUUCCUAUACCCCCGGCCCGCUGCCCGUGGUGCAUGACGCCCCGCUGCCUGACAUCGAAACCCCGCCGAAGCUGCCCGAAAAAAUACUGUUCUGCGGCUGGCGGCGCGAUAUUGACGACAUGAUCACGGUGCUAGAGGCGUUCUUGGCGCGGGGAUCGGAGCUGUGGAUAUUCUCAGACGUCCCGGUGGAGGAGAGGGAGGCGCGCCUCAUAGAGGGCGGGCUGAACCCCAGCGAGCUGGAGAACGUGACGCUCGUGCACCGCAUGGGGAAUGCCGUGAUCCGCAGGCAUCUGGAAUUUCUCCCUCUCGAAACCUUUGACUCGAUCCUCAUCCUAGCGGACGAGGGGCUGGAAGACUCCAUCAUCAACUGCGAUUCGCGCUCCCUCGCCACGCUGCUGCUCAUCAGAGACAUCCAGUCCAAGCGCAUGCCGGCGGGCAGCAACGGCCAUCGGCGCAGCAACUCUUCCAUCACGUACCCGCGCCCCACGUCCACGUCCUCGUGGGUGGGGCAGAUGCAGCAGGCGUCGCAGCAGUCCAUCGUCAUCUCGGAAAUCCUCGACUCGCGCACGCGCUCCCUUGUCUCCGUCUCCAAGAUCAGCGAUUAUGUACUCAGCAAUGAGCUGGUUUCCAUGGCUCUAGCGAUGGUGGCGGAGGACAGGGAGGUCAACCGCGUCUUGGAGGAGCUAUUUUCAGAAGAGGGCAACGAGAUGUACAUCCGGCCGGCCGAGCUCUACCUGACAGACGGCGAGGAGCUGUCCUUUUUCGAAGUGGCGGUGAGAGCGCGCCAGCGCAUGGAGAUCAUCAUUGGCUACCGGCUCUUCACUGAGGACGAGGCUGUGCUGAACCCGCCUGACAAGGCCGAGAGACGCACCUGGUCGAUUCAAGACACGUUUAUCGUCCUCUCUUUCAACGAGUAG
This is a messenger RNA of Closterium sp. Naga37s-1, 2961 nucleotides long. Lineage: Eukaryota; Viridiplantae; Streptophyta; Zygnematophyceae; Desmidiales; Closteriaceae. The record is from the annotation of a GenBank genome assembly.